AUGGAUGAGCCUAGUACCUCAAAAGAAGAGGACCGACCUGUGGACCAGGAGUGUCCCAUAUGUUUGGCUCGAAUAGGCUCGAAAUAUUCAACACUCGAUGGGUGUAAGCACAUCUUUCACCCGCUUUGUAUCGAGCAAUGGAUAGCGCGGACGACAAAUUGCCCAAACUGCCGCGCUGUAGUGAAUAAAAUCUACCUCAAACACAACGGGAAGACGGUCAAAGAAAAGACCAUUGAACAAAAGAAAGUAUAUGACCCGGUUGAAGAAGAUUUUACGGCUUGCCAAGUUUGUGGGCGAAACUCCGACGAAGAUGUUUUAUUACUAUGCGACAGUUGUGACCAGGGUUUUCACACUUUUUGCCUGCCUACACCGUUGUCAAAUGUCCCGGACGGCAGCUGGUACUGCCCGAAUUGCGUGCGGACGAUGCAAUCCCGCAACCAGCAACGACGCGCCCAAGCUGUUCGGGCCAUCCCGAGGACGGCAGCUGCAGAACGAGUGCGUUCGAGGAUCACAGAUUUGGUGAGAGAACUGGACGAGUUGCCACUAUUGAGUGACGAAGAAGAGGACGAGCUCACGGACACCGAUGAAGAAGACGAAGAGGACGAGGAGGAAGUUGAACUUCCAGACGACUCCGAAGAAGAGGUUACUGGUCCGAGAUUUCACCGAGUCGACGCGGCCGUCCUUGGAUCGGACGAUGACGAUUUCGGGCCGCUCCUUUCGCACCAAAAUCUGCCAAAAGUUGAGCGGCGAAGGCGUAAACCGAAGAAGGCUGCCUCGACUAAAACAACGAAAAAGGGGAAAGUGACGCGAAGGAAGAAACGGCGGCGUUCCGGGAAGAAAAGACACAUGAGAAUUUUGGAUGAUUUCUGGGGGGAUAAUAAAAAGGAAGCUGGAGGCAAACAAAGCCCGAAAAAACACAGGACUUUCUUCGAGCCCGCCAGGCUCUCGACCACCGGCGCCGGGUACAGUUCGAUAGUUGACGGCGAGCACACCGAUGAAUACACCCGCUCUGCCUUAUCACGACUCUUCGACCAACCGCUAAAUCGUGUCACUGCCAAGCCUAAGAAGCCAGAACCUGUCAAAUACGUGCCUCCAGUGGAUCUACUCGGCGACGUCAUCGACGAGCAAACGAAACUGCUGGCCCCUGGCAAGUAUUUUCGCCAGGAAGGUGACAAGCUGGUCGCCACCGAGGAUUUCAAGAAUUACAAAGAGUCGCUGAAUAGGAAAAUGUCAACGAGCGUCGCGCAGGCACUCGGCCUGGAAUCUACCUCAAAGCAGCGAUCGCCCUCCGAAUCCGAAGACCCAAAAGAAAAAGCAGCUCGUGAUCGCGCGUACAUGGAAGAGAGUCGGCGGAAUUGCAUAAAAGCGCUUGCGGAACGGAAAGAACGAGAGCGCAAUGCUAAGAUUUUUCAGAAGAACGAGAAGCGCAAAGCUAAGAUGUCACGCGAAGAGCUACUCGCCGAGCAGCGCCGUGAGGCCUAUGGUUCUAGCAUGCCUACCUACAACCCGAUCAAGCCAUCCUCUUCCUACGGCCUCCCUAGCUAUCAACAGAAGACGGCUGAUAACGAAGGAGCCGUUUCUUCAACAUCUGCAAAUGGGCAUCACAAACACGACCGAGAAGAGGGCAAGAAAGAGCACCCGAAGAGACAUCCCAAGACCGCCAGCUCCUCAAAGCCCCCUAACGGCGACGGCGACUGCAAUCGCGACUUCUACAAGAAACACACCAAAGACGUCGAGAAGCACGUCAUGCUGGUGGUGAAGCCGGCGUUCAAGAAGAAGCUGAUCUCCGGCGCCGAGUACAAGCAACUGCUGCGCGACAUCGUCAAGCCACUCUUGAAGGAACGUUGCCUCGACCCGCCCACCAUCGUCACCAAGGCCAAGACACAGCUCGAAGCAUUUUACGCUCAGAAAAGCCGU
Messenger RNA from Mesorhabditis spiculigera, 1917 nucleotides. The record is from the annotation of a GenBank genome assembly. NCBI's taxonomy places the organism in Eukaryota, Metazoa, Nematoda, Chromadorea, Rhabditida, Rhabditidae.